AUGGACGCGGAGGUUUGCCUCCCUUCUGGAAAACGUGUGUCAACAUUAAGAGUGAAAGAUUUGCAAAAAGAGCUUCAUAGACGUCGACUUUCUAUUGCUGGUAAAAAAGCCGAUCUUCUUGCGAGGCUUACUGAGUAUAUUGUCGAGUUUGAAAGUGCAUCAAAUAGCAGCAUCGAUCCUGUGACUGUGAGCCCUGUAACAAGAGAAGAGCAGCUUCCAUGUGAGGUUUUUACAAAACUGGAAAGGGUUACGAAAGAAAAGCUUAUUAAGAAAAAAGAGACUUCCACGAAACGUAGAAGUCAUUCACGAUUGAACGAAACUUUCGAAUACAUCGAAAGUGACGACGAAGGUUAGAU
Molecule: messenger RNA, 356 nt
Organism: Cylicostephanus goldi
Lineage: Eukaryota; Metazoa; Nematoda; Chromadorea; Rhabditida; Strongylidae
Source: the annotation of a GenBank genome assembly